CAGCAACAGAAACAGUACAAAGUAGAGGAAGCAAGAUUACUGAAUGCAGUACUAUUGUUUAAUUGUGUGCAUUAACAGUAUCACAACAGUGCAUCAAUAACAACAUUGCUCAUGAACGUCACUGAACUUUUCCAGAGGAAAGGAACAUAUCACACUUCACAAUAGCAGUUUGAUAAAAAGACAAUUUUAUGGUUCAACGUGACUGCUUUCUGUACUAAGCGCCAAUUAUUACACGCAGAGAGAGAUGAAAGCAUUUAUUCUAAGCACAUAAAGAUGAAGAGGAAUCUUUACAAAUUCUGUAUAUUCAUGUAGUGGAAUUUUUCAUUCAUUCUGUGGAAGGAUGUCAAGACUGUAGGGAGGACUACAUAAAGGGCAUAGUGGAUUGCACUCGACAGAGAAGGUUGCUAUAUAGCAGACUCUUUUAAAAAGGAGACGUAUUACCUUGUUUUAUUUUCAGUGAAGGACUUUGAAAAAUGGUGCCAUUUUGAUGUCUGAAAGUAAAAUACUAGUAUUCCUCAUAGGAUAAUUAUUUGUAACUUCUGUCCACACUCCAAAGGAUACUAUUUAGUCGAGGAUUCUUUUUAUCGGUGUUUUUAUGAUAUGAUUUUAAGAUAGAGAAAGUGACACAAAGCAGUAUUGGCAUUAUUGGGCAGGUACUUUUAGAAAUCUAAAGCUUCAGAUACUUGUUGGUAUGAUUACUGCUGUUACAACAGUGAUUUGACAUAAAAAAACACUACAUCAACAUGACUAUGAGAUUAAAGAACAAAUUGACCUUACGGCGGUCAUCGUCCAAGAGUUUGGCCAGCCUCCACAAGGCUCUGGCCAGUUCCCAGUCCAGUCUUGACAACAACCUGACCAGUUCACCUGGAGCCAACAGCAGCGUGUUCACAUAUGUACAGGGUCUGAAUGGCUUUGAAGAACUUAGGAAACACAUCAAACAAGGCAAUGAGUUUAGUCGAGAGGUGGCAGCCAUUGUACAGGAGAGAGCUGAGCUAGAGAGUAGCUAUGCCAAGUCUCUUAGCAAACUGAGUAACAAACUUACCAAGGCAUGUGCCUGUUGUAUAGGCACUAUGGUCUCAGCCUGGGGAACAGCAGCCUCCGAGAUGGAGAGCGAGGCGGAGUUACACAGGGGUUUAGCCACAUCUUUUCAGGAAGAUAUCUACAAGCCUUUGAAAGUUCUGUCAGAAACACAGUAUAAAAUUAGAAAACCUAUUGAAAACAUGGUAGAUAAGGCAGCUAAAGGACUGCUGAACAGGAGAGAAGAGGAGCAAAAGAUGCGAAAGCAUGCCUUCUCCUGCUGUAAAGAGACAGAGAAACUCAGUGAACAGUUACAGGAUGCCAAGGCUGGGAAAAGCAAGCAAAUGUCAGACAAAGAUAUAACAAAGCUUGAAAAGAAAUGCAGGAGUGCUGCCACAUCACUAGCUAAGGCAGACACCGAGUAUCACGACUCUUUCCAGAAAGCAGAGGUGGCCAGACAGGAGUGGGAGGCAGAGGUUUAUAAUGGCAGUUCACAGAUGCAGAAAUUAGAAGAAGAAAGGAUAUCACAAAUGUUAGAAUAUUUACAAAAAUAUCAGAAUAGCUUAGCUGAAAUAGGCCCUAAAUUAAUACAAAUUUGUGAUCGUCUCCGUGAAGCUGUGAUGGUGGUGGAUGUCCAGAGAGACCUGGCCAAAGUGGUUGACCAGAAGGGGACAGGACCACACCAGCCUGAACAGCUGUUAUUUGAAAGCUAUGCAGAAGAUUUUAACAAUACUAUGAACCCAGAGAGAAGACGGAAGGCUUUAACCAACUACUUAUUAUAUUUACAACAAGAUGUAGAACGAGAGAAAAAAGGAAGAGAAGGGGUAGAGAAGUUAUUAGAUGUGUACAAAAAUACGCCCAACUUUGCCGAUCAGGGAGCACUUGAUGAUGCUAAAAGAAAAUUAAAGAACGUGAGUGCUACCCUGAACUUCCUGGAGGCCAGUUAUUACAAGGUGUCCUGUGCCUUAGCACAGCUCAAUGGGAAACCAAAGCCUGACCACAGGUUUGCUCCAUACAUUGAACAAGUCAAAGACAAACAGUCUCUGCAGGAGGUGCAGAUGGCGCCACAUGGCCGUCACAUGUUUCCUCAUUUUCUCCGCAAACUUCUCUCGGACACCCUGAAUGGCCAUGGCCAUGGUCACAAAUUACAUGGUCAGAACUGCAGUGUGUUGCGGCUGCCAGCCUCGAUAGCAAUGGAGGGAGCACCUGACCUUGACCUCUCCUUACAGGGUCACGGCAGGGGGUCUGCAGACGGGGGCCAUGAUGACAGACAUUCCUAUGGAGACUUUGAUGAUGAUGAAUUUGAUGAUUACAAUACCAAUGCCACAGUGUUAUGCACGUGUCAGGCUAUCUAUGAAUACCAAGCCAACAUGAGUGAUGAGCUUACCAUUAGACCAGGUAGUGUGUUAAUUAUUAUAAUUAUUAUUUAAAUUAGUUCAGUGAUUUAUUUAAUACAGAGAAUCUCAUGAGCAUAAUAGAAUCUCAUGCAUUUACAGUAGUUACACAAAAUAUACCACAAACAAGAUGCUGAACUAAAGCAAAAGG
Messenger RNA from Lingula anatina, 2562 nucleotides. Its product is annotated as nostrin-like. Gene Ontology annotation, molecular function: protein binding. Gene Ontology annotation, cellular component: cytoplasm; plasma membrane. The record is from RefSeq and is a predicted model, not a curated record. NCBI's taxonomy places the organism in Eukaryota, Metazoa, Brachiopoda, Lingulata, Lingulida, Lingulidae. Gene Ontology annotation, biological process: signal transduction.